UGACCAGGAAAUUCGUCUUCACGGAACGCAGUUAGAUUUUCCUUCACCACUCCCAGGAGCUCUGUUUAAUUUAUCUCAUCUUGUAUUGUAAUACUUAUUUAGUUUUAGUUUUAUCGUAGCUAGCAUUACUGAAUUUUCAAUAUGGCUGAUAAGGAAGAUAAAGUAUAUACUGCUCGUUUAGCAGAACAAGCUGAACGAUAUGACGAAAUGGUAUCAGCUAUGAAAGACAUUGCACAGAUGGGAGUUGGGCUCUCAACUGAAGAGCGAAAUCUUUUAUCAGUGGCAUACAAAAAUGUCAUCGGUUCUCGGCGAGCAUCUUGGCGUAUAAUAUCGAGUGCAGAGGCGAAAGAAGAGGCAAAGAUGGAGAAGGAAGAGGGAGAUAAGGAUUUCUUUAAAUUAACAGAAACAUACAGAAAACAAAUAGAGAAGGAGCUGCAGGAUAUUUGUAGUGACAUUCUUGACCUGCUGGACAAACAUCUCAUUCCAUCAGCGACAGUAGCAGAGGGUGAAGGUACUACAGAAGUUAACGAAGCAUAUGUGUUUUACUACAAAAUGAAAGGCGACUACCUUCGUUACUUGGCAGAAUUCUCCAGAGACAACGAACGGAAAGAAGCUGCUGAGAAUUCACUCGUGGCUUACAAAAGCGCUUCUGAUAAAUCUGCUACAGCGCUGCAACCAACCCAUCCCAUCCGACUUGGAUUGGCCUUAAACUUCUCUGUCUUCUACUACGAGAUUCUCAAUUCACCCGAGCGGGCUUGUCGUCUAGCCAAGCAAGCGUUUGACGAUGCUGUUACAGAACUUGAUGGAUUGCCAGAGGAGAACUACAAGGACAGUACAUUGAUCAUGCAGUUGCUUAGAGAUAAUUUAACGUUAUGGACGUCGGACAUGCAAACCGAGGAAGCAGAAAAAGGUGACUCCGAAUUACAAGACGUUGAAGAUAAAUAAACAGCUAAUUAUAUUAAUGCACCAUCAUUCGAUGAAAAAAAACAUUGUUUACACCAAUAUCGAGGUGAUAUCUGGACCAAUAUUGAUGCCGUUUUCUCUCAACAUGCAACUGGAGCGCUUAAUAUGUCAUUGUGCUUUGUCUGGUCUGAAAAAUUUUCUUUAGCCCUGCAGAAUUAUUUGCAAUUUUUGUGUCUGUCUUUCUGAUUGUUUUUUCUGAAAUUUGUUUGGCCAAGUAUCUUACGUUGAUUAAUUUUCGUUAAGGCUUAUUUUCGCAAAAUAAAAAAAUGCUUUUCGCAAAAAUUAAUUCUCGCAAGUCAUUUAUGCUGAGAUUUUUCGCGAAUACAUCAUUUUAAUGUUUGAAAAAUUUCACGCAAACAAAUUUUCGUUAAUAUGGUUGAAAUUCGCGAAAAUUAAUCAACUUUAGCUCCAAGUGAAUAUCAACUUCCAACAAAAGAAUAAUUAACAUAACCAAUUCAAUUAAACGAAUGUUUUCAAUUAACGCUUUUUAGUCGCUUCUUGUCGCUUUUUGUUCCAUAGGAAGAUAAAAAGAGAUUAUUAUUAUUGGCAUGUACCCCACUGUAUAUGAGUUUCCGUCUUAUUUAUACAUUGUUUAUAUUAUAGUUCAUUUGGUGUGUGUUGUUGCGACAGUAGAAAUUUAUUAAUUUAUUUGAACACGAGAAAAAAAAUAUGAGCUUUGUCUUCCAUA
Hydractinia symbiolongicarpus is the source of this 1651-nucleotide messenger RNA. RefSeq names its product 14-3-3 protein epsilon-like. Lineage: Eukaryota; Metazoa; Cnidaria; Hydrozoa; Anthoathecata; Hydractiniidae. The transcript has 4 exons. The record is from RefSeq and is a predicted model, not a curated record. Gene Ontology annotation, cellular component: cytoplasm. Gene Ontology annotation, biological process: signal transduction. The coding region runs from base 142 to 945 and encodes 267 amino acids.